CGGUGAGACGGUCAACACGCUUUCUAAGUCAUAGAUUCACGAGGUGAUGGAUGUUGCUUCUGCAUCCGCUGUCAAUGAAGCGUCUACGGUGCUACUGCGGACCACACCGAAAAGGCGGUUCGACAGUGGGAAUGGUGCAUCGCAGUCUGGAGUCUAAAUUAUUCGGAUAAGACACGAUGUUUAUAUUGCGAACGACGACUCACAUUCCAGCAACUCUCACCUCCAGUUCACUCUUCCUCAGGUUUCUCCAACGACUCAGGCGCGAUGCCAACAUAUCCCUGGGAUACAUACACGAAGGAGAUGCGCGAGAAGUACUCUUGCUAUGGCAGAGCUAUGUGGAACCCAUCUCCGCACCUAGCCGCCAUUCAUCCAGACGUAGACAAUGCGGUAGAUAUCGGCGACGUCGGGCGCAUCGAGCGCGGACAGUUCCAUCGUCUAUUCAAUACGAUCAGUGGCUUCAGCCACUGGACCCUCCCUCCGACGCUCGUUAUGUUACCUCAGACCGAGAUCGAGGCAUUGGUGGUGGAAGAUAACAUAACUGAGUCGUGCUUGCACAGCAGCAGUCUCCUGACGCUAGAUAUCGAUGGCGGAGCGACCGGCGGCAACGUAGCGGCAGCAGGCGCGUCUUUCAAGUGUGCAAGAAAGCGAGGGGCACUUCUGCACUUGCCUGAGCCCGAGUCGAGGAGCAUCAAUGCUUCCGGAACAUCUGCCCGUGCUCAAUAUUCAUAUGCGAGUGGCAAGAGGCUCGCCAGUAACAUCAUUCUGGAAGAGUACGUGGGCAGAAAUAUUCAAUCAUGGCACAGAUUUGCUACAGGGACGGCGCGAUGGCGCGUCGACGAAGCAGACCUCGUAUUUGUGACCGGAUAUUUCGCCACAGAACGCUGGGGGGUAGCCACAUGUACGGACCACGGGGUGGAUGCAACAGUCAGCAUUCGCGCUGGGCAAGGACCCCUGGACAUCUCAUUCUCUGUCUCCGGAUCGAUUGCCACCUCCAGCUUCUUUCACACGAGAUGCGGUCCAUCCAACCCUAGACCAGGGAGACAAUGUAUAUUCCUCGACUUAUACAGGGGCGCAAGCCGGGCUUCGAUAUUCGCCAGCAAAUUCCUGUUCUUCUCCAAGCCUUUCAAUGCGCUUGGGGUUGCGGGGCAGCCUACUACACAUGAUGCAGCAAGACACAGGGACGGCUACGAGUUGGGAAAUGGUUUUGCUUCCAUCACCGGAGCCGAAUUGGGCGACGAUAUACCUAUGACAGACGAGCCGAACCUGUACGACGAAGCCUCAGAGAUACCAGACCCUUCAGUGAUGCUACUUGGUCGCAUUCUGCAGCACUCCAAUGCUGAUGUGGCGGUCGUCAGCACACAUGACCUGCACUAUUUGCAGACUCGCGAGUUAGAGAAGCUCCGUGCGGGUCGAGAUCGCCCAGUACCACCCACUGUCUCUCAUCAGCAGUUGGAUGACUGGUGGCAUCCCACGGACAUCAUCGUUGUACCUACAAGUGCAUUGAGAGGUAAUGGACUGUAGUCGUUUCCAGUGAACAGAUAGCACUGAUGUCUGAUGUACUUAGUCGGAGUUUUGCAAGUGAAUACGUUCGAGCGUCGACAAUGCCUACCGGAAGAUACUCUCC
Messenger RNA from Rhodofomes roseus, 1624 nucleotides. RefSeq lists its product as uncharacterized. NCBI's taxonomy places the organism in Eukaryota, Fungi, Basidiomycota, Agaricomycetes, Polyporales, Fomitopsidaceae. The transcript is spliced from 6 exons. The record is from RefSeq and is a predicted model, not a curated record. Bases 265 to 1521 code for a protein of 418 amino acids.